Nymphalis io (European peacock) is the source of this 2581-nucleotide messenger RNA. It is a transcript of the gene Hsp83, whose product is annotated as heat shock protein 83. Gene Ontology annotation, biological process: protein folding; protein stabilization; cellular response to heat. Gene Ontology annotation, molecular function: ATP binding; ATP-dependent protein folding chaperone; ATP hydrolysis activity. Gene Ontology annotation, cellular component: cytosol; perinuclear region of cytoplasm; protein-containing complex. Lineage: Eukaryota; Metazoa; Arthropoda; Insecta; Lepidoptera; Nymphalidae. The record is from RefSeq and is a predicted model, not a curated record. The coding region runs from base 160 to 2316 and encodes 718 amino acids. The transcript has a single exon.
GUUUCGCGCCGGCGUCAUUUGAGAAAAACCAACCUGCAAGUUAGUAAGAGUGUCGUUCGCUGUGAAAUUGAACCACGUGUUUGUUAUAAAUUGCGCUCAUUUAAAUUAUUGAAAGUUCUAUUUUAAUAUAAUCAAGUAAUUUUUCAUUGAAUAAAGAAAAUGCCGGAAGAAAUGGAAACUCAGCCAGCGGAGGUGGAGACCUUCGCCUUCCAGGCGGAGAUCGCCCAGCUCAUGUCUUUGAUCAUCAACACGUUCUAUUCUAACAAAGAAAUUUUCCUCCGUGAGUUGAUUUCAAAUUCAUCUGAUGCCUUGGACAAGAUCCGAUAUGAAUCUCUAACCGACCCCUCGAAGCUGGACAGCGGUAAGGAACUAUACAUUAAAAUCAUUCCUAACAAAAGCGAGGGCACAUUGACUCUGAUUGAUACGGGUAUUGGUAUGACAAAGGCCGAUCUAGUCAACAAUUUGGGUACCAUUGCCAAGUCUGGCACCAAAGCUUUCAUGGAAGCGUUACAGGCUGGCGCUGACAUCAGCAUGAUCGGUCAGUUUGGUGUAGGUUUCUAUUCCUGCUACCUGGUAGCUGACCGCGUCACAGUUCACUCAAAGCACAAUGACGAUGAACAGUAUAUGUGGGAGUCUGCUGCUGGAGGUUCGUUCACAGUCCGCCCUGAUCACGGCGAACCUUUGGGUCGUGGUACUAAGAUUGUACUCCAUGUUAAGGAGGACCUCGCUGAGUACAUGGAAGAGCACAAAAUUAAGGAGAUCGUUAAGAAGCACUCCCAAUUCAUCGGCUACCCCAUUAAGCUCGUAGUCGAGAAGGAACGCGAAAAGGAGCUCUCCGAUGACGAGGCCGAGGAAGAAAAGAAAGAAGAAGAGAAGGAAGACGAAAAGCCAAAGAUCGAAGAUGUAGGUGAAGAUGACGAAGAGGACAGCAAAGACAAAAAGAAGAAGAAGAAGACCAUCAAGGAGAAAUACAGCGAGGAUGAGGAAUUGAACAAGACCAAACCCAUUUGGACACGCAACGCUGAUGAUAUUACCCAGGAGGAAUAUGGUGACUUCUACAAAUCUCUCACAAAUGACUGGGAAGACCAUUUAGCUGUUAAACACUUCAGUGUGGAGGGUCAGCUUGAAUUCCGUGCACUUUUGUUUGUACCUCGCCGUGCGCCUUUUGACCUCUUCGAAAACAAGAAGCGUAAGAACAACAUCAAAUUAUAUGUCCGCAGAGUAUUUAUUAUGGAUAACUGCGAGGAUCUCAUUCCCGAGUAUCUUAACUUCAUCAAGGGUGUGGUCGACAGUGAGGAUCUGCCUUUGAACAUUUCUCGUGAGAUGUUGCAACAGAACAAGAUUUUGAAAGUAAUUAGGAAGAACUUAGUUAAGAAAUGCCUGGAACUCUUUGAGGAGCUCGCAGAAGACAAGGAGAAUUAUAAGAAAUUCUAUGAACAAUUCAGCAAGAACUUGAAGCUGGGUAUCCAUGAGGAUUCACAGAACCGUUCCAAACUUGCUGACUUGCUCCGCUACCACACGUCUGCUUCUGGUGAUGAAGUGUGCUCUCUCAAGGAAUAUGUAUCUCGCAUGAAGGAGAACCAGAAACACAUCUACUACAUUACUGGUGAAAACAGAGAUCAAGUAGCCAACUCAUCCUUUGUUGAGAGAGUUAAGAAGCGUGGCUAUGAAGUUGUCUACAUGACUGAGCCCAUUGAUGAGUAUGUAGUCCAACAAAUGAAGGAGUAUGAUGGCAAGAGCCUUGUCUCUGUUACCAAGGAAGGAUUGGAACUCCCCGAAGAUGAGGAAGAAAAGAAGAAGCGUGAAGAAGACAAAGUCAAGUUUGAAGGACUUUGCAAAGUCAUGAAGAACAUUUUAGACAACAAAGUAGAGAAAGUUGUAGUAUCUAACAGGCUUGUAGAGUCUCCAUGCUGUAUUGUAACUGCCCAGUAUGGUUGGUCUGCCAAUAUGGAGCGCAUCAUGAAAGCUCAGGCCCUCCGUGAUACAUCUACUAUGGGCUACAUGGCUGCUAAGAAACACCUUGAAGUCAACCCUGACCAUUCCAUUGUUGAAACACUGAGACAGAAGGCCGAGGCUGACAAGAAUGAUAAGGCUGUUAAGGACUUAGUAAUUCUCCUUUAUGAGACUGCCUUACUUUCUUCUGGUUUUGCUCUGGACGAGCCACAGGUCCAUGCUUCCCGUAUCUACCGCAUGAUUAAACUGGGUCUCGGAAUCGACGAGGAUGAACCUAUCCAAGUUGAGGAAUCCAGUGCUGGUGAUGUCCCACCCCUAGAAGGUGAUGCUGAUGAUGCUUCCCGCAUGGAAGAAGUUGAUUAAGUUAAUCGACAUAAAUUUGUAAUGGUGUUAAAUCUUUACUCUCAUAUUGUUGAUGAAGUGCCAACACCAUGGUCACCAGUUAUGCUUCGUAAAGCAAAAUGAAUCUUACAUUCUAUUUCUCAAAACUAAGUGUUUGAUGAGGUAUUGUCACUUCAUCUGACCUGUGAUUGUACUGCUAAGUUUUUUUUGUGCACUGGUGUACAGCCAAAGACUGAUUUUAGUUCAAAUUCCAAUAAUUAAAUGAUUACAUGUAAUGUAUCAAUAA